AUGGCGGACUUCAAACCCUACAGCGAGCAGCCCGAGCUCCAUACCAAAGCCCCUUACCGCGCUGCUAUGCUCACACAACCUGCAAAUCUCAAGCAAGCGCUCAAAGACGCUCAAGCUGAUGCGAGUAAGAGUCUCAUGGGCAUCGCACAAGGCAUCCCAAGUACCUUUAUGACCAAGUUGAUCGCAUCCACGAAGCCAGAUUUCAUCUGGUUCGAUGUGGAGCAUGGCAUGUACAACCGGUUGACAUUACACGAUUGCAUCCACGCCGCACAGCAUCACUCAGAGGGAAAAUCAAUGGUCAUCUGCCGUGUACCAAAACAUGACGAAAUCAGCCUCACAACAGCACUUGAUGCAGGUUGUGCCGGAAUCGUCAUCCCGCAUGUUGAGACCGCCCAAGAAGUCAAGGACUUCAUGAAAGAGAUGUACUUUGGCGGCGGCAAAGGCCACCGUUCAUUCAGUCCCUGGACCUUCACUCCUGGAAUGACCCAGUCUCUCUACCCCAACGAUGCCUACCAGGUGCAGACAGCGAACAAUCACGUCUGUAUCAUCCCGCAGAUCGAAUCGGUCAAGGGUGUUGAGAACUGCGAGGAGAUUGCUGCAGUAGAAGGCAUCUCUGGUCUCAUGUUCGGCCCUGGAGAUUACAUGAUUGAGGCUGGUAUGGAUAUCGAUGGAUUCUUGAAGGGAAACCCUGAUCCCAAGUUCUUCGAGGCGAUGGGCAAGUUCAAUGCUGCGGCCGCCAAGCAUGAUUUACCUAUCUUUGGUGGUGUGAUGGGGGUAGACCAGAUACCAAUGGCCAUUCAGUCAGGUAUGCGAGCAAUUGCUGUGCAGUUCGAUGUCUGGGGCACUACACGACUCUUUGCAAAUUCUUUGGAAGAGGGCUGGAAACAUGCAAAGAGCUUCGAGGGAAACCCGAAACCGAGUAUGGCGGACGGACAGGCGAAGACGCCUUGA
Molecule: messenger RNA, 951 nt
Organism: Alternaria arborescens
Lineage: Eukaryota; Fungi; Ascomycota; Dothideomycetes; Pleosporales; Pleosporaceae
Exons: 4
Coding region: 1-951 (316 amino acids)
Cellular component (GO): cytoplasm
Molecular function (GO): aldehyde-lyase activity
Source: RefSeq, a predicted model, not a curated record